Messenger RNA from Prionailurus viverrinus (fishing cat), 4563 nucleotides. It is a transcript of the gene KDM4C, whose product is annotated as lysine demethylase 4C. Lineage: Eukaryota; Metazoa; Chordata; Mammalia; Carnivora; Felidae. The transcript is spliced from 25 exons. Gene Ontology annotation, molecular function: histone H3K9 demethylase activity; histone H3K36 demethylase activity. The record is from RefSeq and is a predicted model, not a curated record. Gene Ontology annotation, biological process: chromatin remodeling. Bases 453 to 3704 code for a protein of 1083 amino acids. Gene Ontology annotation, cellular component: nucleus.
GCGCCCUCGCGCAGGGAGAGCCGGCAGGCGCCGUGCGCGCGCCUUCGCCGCUGCCUCCCUUCUCCCCGACGGGAGGGUGAGGAGCUGCGGAGAGAUCAGGCAACUGGGGUCCGGUGCGCGUGCGCAGCGAACAGCUGUCACCCAGUGCGGAACAAGUCUUCCAAAUUUCCCAAAUCUCCCUGGGCCGGAGGCCACCUUCUUCCUCCUCAUCUUCCUCCUUGGGGUCGUAUCUCCGUCCCCACCCGCGCGCCAGGUUUCUCUGGGCCACAAAUAGCCAGUACUCUUCUCUCUACUUGGCUGAGCUCAUUGCAGGUGUGUGUAGGCUCUAUGCCCAGCGUGGAACCCAAUGUGGGGCUUGAAUGCAUGACCCUGAGAUCAAGACCUGAGCUGAGAUCAAGAGUUGGAUGCCCGUACAUCUGGUAUUUGUAUACCAGAGACUGCCCUAAACCAUCAUGGAGGUGGCUGAGGUAGAGAGUCCUCUGAACCCCAGCUGUAAGAUCAUGACCUUCAGACCCUCCAUGGAGGAGUUCCGGGAGUUCAACAAAUACCUCGCGUACAUGGAGUCUAAAGGAGCCCAUCGAGCGGGUCUUGCAAAGGUGAUUCCUCCUCGGGAAUGGAAGCCAAGGCAGUGCUAUGAUGACAUUGAUAAUUUGCUUAUUCCAGCACCGAUUCAGCAGAUGGUCACAGGGCAGUCGGGACUGUUUACUCAAUACAACAUCCAGAAAAAAGCCAUGACAGUGAAAGAGUUCAGGCAGCUGGCUAACAGUGGCAAAUACUGUACUCCAAGAUACUUGGAUUAUGAAGAUUUGGAGCGCAAGUAUUGGAAGAACUUAACUUUCGUAGCACCCAUCUAUGGCGCCGACAUUAAUGGAAGCAUAUAUGAUGAGGGUGUGGAUGAAUGGAACAUAGCUCGCCUAAAUACGGUCUUGGAUGUGGUUGAGGAAGAGUGCGGUAUUUCUAUUGAGGGUGUAAACACCCCUUAUCUCUAUUUUGGCAUGUGGAAAACCACAUUCGCAUGGCACACCGAGGAUAUGGACCUCUACAGCAUUAAUUAUCUCCACUUUGGAGAGCCCAAGUCUUGGUAUGCAAUACCCCCGGAACAUGGAAAACGACUUGAAAGACUAGCUCAAGGUUUUUUCCCAAGCAGUUCUCAAGGGUGUGAUGCAUUUCUUCGCCACAAGAUGACACUGAUAUCUCCCUCAGUACUGAAGAAGUAUGGUAUUCCCUUUGACAAGAUCACUCAGGAGGCUGGAGAAUUUAUGAUUACUUUUCCAUAUGGCUACCAUGCUGGUUUUAAUCAUGGUUUCAACUGUGCAGAAUCUACAAAUUUUGCUACAGUCAGAUGGAUUGACUAUGGGAAGGUUGCUAAAUUGUGCACCUGCAGGAAAGACAUGGUGAAAAUUUCAAUGGAUAUUUUUGUGAGGAAAUUUCAGCCAGACAGAUAUCAGCUUUGGAAGCAAGGAAAGGAUAUAUACACCAUUGACCAUACAAGGCCUACUCCAGAAUCCACACCUGAAGUAAAAGCAUGGCUGCAGAGGAGGAGGAAAGUAAGAAAAGCAUCCAGGAGCAAACAUUCUGCUCUGACCACAGUGUCUCUUGUUAAUAGUUUCCAGUGCACUGGUUCUUACUCUAAGAGGCUUAAGAAUGAGGAGGAUGAAGAAGUGUCACCUGCAGUCGAUAGGGUGGAGGGCCUCACCCCUGACCAAGACCCAGAAGACCUCAAGGUCAGUGAAAAAUCAGAAGAAGCAGUGAAGAUGGGGAACACAGAAUCUCCUUUAGAAGAAGAAGCUUCUGCUAGCAGGAAGCAGCCAGAUCAGAAUUCAUCGGAUAAUGUCAAACUCUCAGGAAAUAGUUGCUUAAGCACAUCUAUACCAGAAGAAGUACAAAUUAAGGAUGACCAAGCCUAUGGUGUAAUUCUACCUUCAAAUCCCAGUGAAGCUGAUGAUUCCAUAUCUGGUGGCCAUGUGACAUCCAAGGAAUCAGACCCACCCAAGCUUCCAUGGCCAAAGUUACCUGAGUCAUGCUUCUCAGUGGCAGAGAGUAACAGUGUGUUGAUAGAGGGAGAUGAGAGUGAUGUGGAGACCCGCAGGAGUGGCCUCGAACCUGGGGAGAUCCCAGUGAUCCCCAGGGGAGAGAGAAAUGGCCUCGCUGUCCUUGGUAGAAUAGAGGGAGAAACCAAAACUGCUAAAAGUUGGCGCCAUCCACUUAGUAAGCCUCCGGCAAGGUCCCCAUUGACUCUGGUGAAGCAGCAGGCAACAAGUGAUGAAGAAUUGCCCGAGGUUCCAUCGAUUGAGGAGGAAGUGGAAGAAACAGAGUCUUGGGCGAAGCCUUUGGUCCACCUUUGGCAGACGAAGUCCCCAAACUUUGUGGCUGAACAGGAGUAUAAUGCAGCCAUGGCCAGAAUGGAGCCACACUGUGCCAUCUGUGCUCUUCUUAUGCCAUACUACAAGCCAGAUAGCAGCAAUGAAGAAAAUGAUUCUAGAUGGGAGACAAAAUUAGACGAAGUUGUUACUCCGGGAGGAAAGACUAAGCCCCUCAUUCCAGAGAUGUGUUUUAUUUAUAGUGAAGAAAAUAUAGAAUAUUCUCCGCCUAAUGCCUUUCUGGAAGAGGAUGGAACAAGUCUUCUGAUUUCCUGUGCAAAGUGCUGCGUACGGGUUCAUGCAAGUUGCUAUGGUAUCCCUUCUCACGAGAUCUGUGAUGGAUGGCUAUGUGCCCGGUGCAAAAGAAAUGCAUGGACAGCAGAGUGCUGUCUCUGCAAUUUGAGAGGGGGUGCUCUUAAGGAAACGAAGAACAAUAAGUGGGCCCAUGUCAUGUGCGCCGUCGCGGUCCCAGAAGUUCGAUUCACUAAUGUCCCAGAAAGGACACAGAUAGAUGUAGGCAGAAUACCUUUACAGAGGUUAAAAUUGAAAUGCAUCUUCUGCAGACACCGGGUCAAGAAGGUCUCUGGAGCCUGCAUCCAGUGUUCCUAUGGCCGUUGCCCAGCCUCCUUCCAUGUCACAUGUGCUCAUGCUGCUGGGGUGCUGAUGGAGCCUGAUGAUUGGCCAUACGUGGUGAACAUCACAUGCUUUCGACAUAAGGUCAACCCAAAUGUGAUGAACAAACUGAGGCUGAUAAAGGUUCAAGAUCCCAAGAUCACACAGCUAAAGUCCAAGGCUGGCGAGAAGGGCAUCUCUGUGGGGCAGACGGUCAUCACGAAGCAUCGGAACACCCGGUAUUACAGCUGCAGAGUGAUCGCUGUGACAUCGCAGACCUUCUAUGAGGUUGUGUUUGAUGAUGGCUCCUUCAGCAGAGACACAUUCCCUGAGGAUAUAGUGAGCCGAGACUGUGUGAAACUGGGCCCUCCUGCUGAGGGAGAAGUUGUCCAAGUCAAGUGGCCUGAUGGCAAACUCUAUGGAGCAAAAUAUCUGGGAUCAAAUGUUGCCCACAUGUACCAGGUUGAAUUUGAAGAUGGAUCCCAGAUAGCAAUGAAGAGAGAGGACAUCUACACUUUAGACGAAGAGUUACCCAAGAGAGUGAAAGCUCGUUUCUCCACAGCCUCUGAUAUGCGAUUUGAAGACACAUUUUACGGAGCAGACAUAAUCCAAGGCGAGAAAAAAAGACAGAGAGUGCUGAGCUCCAGGUUUAAGAACGAAUAUGUGGAUGACCCUGUGUACCGCACAUUUUUGAAGAGCUCUUUCCAGAAGAAGUGUCAGAAGAGACAGUAAUCUGCAUAUACUGCUGUAGGCAACCAAGCAAGUUGGUCCGGAAGAAGAAAGAUGAAGGGACAGCCUUGGGGCCAGCGAUGUGUUUCACUGGGGUAGGUGGCGGGGGUGUUUCUGACAGUGGAAAAUUAGGCUUGCCAGAGUUUGUCACCCAAACCACAGAGUACAAGUGUUACUAAUUGGACACAACAAUCUGAAGUCAUCCCCUAGUCCUGCUUUCACUUGUGAGCAAUUGUCUUCGAUGAUCCCAAAGAACUUUUCUAAGUAAAAGGAAAUAAUAAUGAAUCACCCACCAAAAAAAGCCACUGCCUGAGGAGGCGGGUCCCACAUGCGACCUAAUUAGGCCUUUAGUCAGGAAACACAUGGAGACUUUUCUCCACAAGCCCAGCGUGUGGGAGCCUCCAUACGCAGGUAGGAGGGUGAUCAUUUAUAUAUUUUCCACAGUCAGGGAAGGACUCUCACUUAUUUAAAUGGCAGUUUUUAUAAAACAUUUUUAAAAUACAAAUGGCCUGUAUGGUAAUGAGAUUUACCCGUGUGCUAUCUGUAAUUUCCCUUGUACAGAACUUUUACAAUUUUUUAUAUCCCUAUUACUUUUGAUUGUGUCUGAUGAGAACUGAGUUGUUGGCCUUUGUGAAAUUUUGGCUCUUGAGAAAGAAUUCUUAUGAACUGUAUGGGAAUUUUAUAUAUUUAAAGAGGGAGAUCUGGGGCGGUUAUUUUUAAACACUUUUUUUUUCAUAAUAUUCUGAGUAGAUAUUUAUAAAAUAUAUUUCUUUCAUUAUGUGUUUGUAAAAUUAGAGUUUAAAUAAAUAUGCUUUGAUGCAUAGUUUUCAACUAAUAUGAUUUUUCCUUUUUAAAACAGCUU